This is a messenger RNA of Kwoniella botswanensis, 2520 nucleotides long. RefSeq lists its product as uncharacterized. The transcript is spliced from 9 exons. The record is from RefSeq and is a predicted model, not a curated record. Gene Ontology annotation, molecular function: DNA binding; zinc ion binding. NCBI's taxonomy places the organism in Eukaryota, Fungi, Basidiomycota, Tremellomycetes, Tremellales, Cryptococcaceae. The coding region runs from base 1 to 2520 and encodes 839 amino acids. Gene Ontology annotation, biological process: DNA-templated transcription.
AUGAUAUCGCAGCCCACCAUUGAUGAUACAGAAUCAUCCCUCGGCGCUCAGCUGCGACAAUCCAGUACAUACUCUCAAGCUCUCUCGGGCGUGAACUCGAGCAGUAUCCAGUAUAAUCCCAGCGACAAACAUCCCUUCUCUCCAGUCGGUAUAGAUGAGAUACUUUUUGGUAACCUGAAUGCUAUGCAACCAAUUCACAAUACCAUUCCAACCGCACAAGAGUCUCAUCAGCUACCAGGUGAUACCCAUAGUACCAACGAAGGGACAGAGCACGAUUCUUAUAGGAAGAAAAGGAAGAUUACAAGGGCGAGAAACGCUUGUCUACCACCCCCCGAUCCUUGCGGGAGCUGUCUGAAGGACGAGCUACAGUGCAGAUGGCCGACAGCGGAUGGUCGAUCUGCCGAAGCACGAAGGAUCAGAUCGCACGGGAAGAGGAAAGAGUCGAAGGCUGAGGUAGCAGAGACGAAUGAUGCGACAGGAAUAGAUCAGGACAUUUGGUUGUUCGGGCACGAUUGGCUGUCAGAUAUAGGUAGUGCAUCUACAAGUGGCCAGCCUUUUGAUUUCAGCUUGGGAUCUAUCCCUGCACCCUCAUACACUUCCCUUGACCCUUCACAACAAGCACCUGACUCUAUAGGUCUCCCUGCCGAUCCUACUUUAGCUAUACGCGAUCUCACGGUUCCUACGGAAUCUCCAGACUGGCUGUCUGGGUUCGAUCCAGCUGAAGUUGUCAUGGCGCUGAGCGGUCAGCUUCCCGUAGUCGAAGAUGGUAGCAUCCAAGGUGACCGAUUAGGAGCUUCGGAUACCACUUCCCCCGCAGUACAGUCUGGCGCAACGUCAAGAGCUGUUCACUCGUCAGGCUCGAGAGAAGACAAAGUAGUCAAAGUGUCAUGGUGGAGACCUCAUGGGCAAACAGCUAUCGUCCCAGGGCUGCAGAGAAUCGUAUUGAAAGUGCAAGUACAAGCCCCUGGUAGCACCAGUCAAGCGUCGACUCCUGUCUCUCCAGGGACAGGUUUUCAAGAUGAUAUACUUGGUCCAGACCGAAUACCGGAGCCGGGUAUAAUGAAACACCUCCUCCAUAUCUUCUUUGACUAUUUCGGAUGUCAAUUUCCAUUCCUCGAUAAACGGUCAUUAGAACUGUCGAUAGAAGAGAGAACAGGUUCAUGCUUUCUGUUCCUAUGCAUCGCUGCUAUCUCUGCCAGAUUCUCCACCAAUCCUUCAAUCGCAUUGAAACACCUGAAACCAUUCGAGUACGGCCAAGAAUUUUACAAAGCUGCUAAAGAGCUGCUGGGUUCGAUGCUGACCGUACCUUCAAGAGAGACUGUGAUGGGAUUGGUGUUACUAGCUCAUGUGGGAUUAGGUGCAGAUUCUGAAUCCGAGGAAUGGAUGUUCACUGGAAUGGCGGUUAGAAUGUCAAUUGAUUUAGGAUUGCAACUGAGUCCUCCCGAAGACGCUCAAAUAUCACUGGAAGAUAGACGGUCGAAUCGGUUACUCUUUUGGUCUGUCCUAUUACUGGACUUCGCUCUGGCCUUCGGAACCGGACGUCAGCCGACCCUCAGAGUGGAAGAAAUCACGCAACUCCUGCCCAGCCUCGAUGAUCUAUCCACGAGUUCGCCAUCAGAAGUACCCAAUCCAUUCCCAUAUGCCGCUAGGCAGAUGCUAGCAUAUGGUCAACUUAUAACAGUACUCAACUGUGGUAGGCAAAAGCAAGAUGAGAUAGAUAGAGCUGUGAUAGUGGCUAGAUCUAGGGCGAUACAGGUGUACAAUACUCUACCCGAUGAUCUGCACUGGAACGUCUCAAACCUACAACGACAUACCAAAGCCGGAUACGCUACCAUGUUCUUACACCUGCACCUUUGGAUGCAUACGAUCAUCGCAUCGGGCUAUCUAACAGACACCGACUACCUACGAAGAGGAGCGGGCCGGUCGAACCCUCUUUCUGGCCUAAUCAGUGGUCACGUAACGCCUAACGCUGUCGCGGCCUCGAAUCUAUGGAAGAACUCUGCGAGAACGAUUGGCGAUGUGUUGGUACUCAGUGAUAUCAUCAAUCCCAAUGCUUAUCUCUCCCUUCCAUUCUGCAAUCAAGCGUUCUACGUCGCCGGGUGCUGUUAUGUAAAAGAGAUCGAGACCGAACAAUGGAAUCUCGACCAUGUAGAUCGAACGUCGGAAGAACAAUCACGUCCGACCAGUAGUGACGGCGAUGCUACUGCUCGAUCACCGAAGAAAGACAGACAGGUCAAAAAGCCUUCAGAGCUAUUCCGAUCCUUGCUCACAUCAGUGGCCGCGAACAACAUAUCAACUGUUCAACAAGGUCUGACGAAGCAGACGAACUACUGGAAGGGAAUAGCAUGGGUUGCUGAGGCUCUCUCACAACGAGUCGCAGGUAUCGGUGCUAGCGAGAUUGAUCUGGCCUCCAUCACCGAAAAACUCAGCUCCUCAAUAUAUGUCGCCGAUGCCGGAGUGCUCAAAGGAUCAGGAGAUGUUCAGCAGUCAGCCACCGAUUUCAAGGGCAGUACGGUGUAG